Camelina sativa (false flax) is the source of this 732-nucleotide messenger RNA. Lineage: Eukaryota; Viridiplantae; Streptophyta; Magnoliopsida; Brassicales; Brassicaceae. The record is from RefSeq and is a predicted model, not a curated record.
UGGUUUCUCAGAAGCCUAAUUUACUUGUUGCAGAUGGGGAGCCACUCUUAUGAACUCUUUCCUCUUCAAUGUUGGUCUCAUUCUCCUUUGUUCUAUCAGUGUGAUCCAAUUCUGCGCCACUGCAUUUGGAUAUUAUGCUCAAGCCACCGCCGCACAGGAGAUAUUUGGCCACACUUUGCAGUCUCUUCGUGGUAUUAAGUACCUCUACAAGUACAAUGUGUUCCAGAUCGGGUUUGUUGUCCUCGCUGGACUGACCUUUUUAUAUUACAUUGCCUUUGGAUGGAGAAGAAAAAAGCCGAGCGGUAGAUUCCAGCUCUCUACCUAAUGUAAAUCUCUUCUAUUUAUUUUAUCCUCUUUGUUUCCUCGUCUUUGGGAUCGAUUGCUUGCUGCUGAGGAUUGCUCUGUCCACAAUUAUACCGAGAUUGGUCUCAUGAUCUUUGCAAGUGGUCUUAUAUUAUAAGAACAAGCACCUGGCCCAAAAAGCUUCUCUUCUUCUACUUGUAUUUUCUGCUGAGGUUUGGUUUCAUUUCACUUGAAUGUAAUAUUUUUUUUUUCUUUUUUCUCUCUCUCUUUUCUUUUCUCUUGUAUCUAUUGUUUUAUUUUUGUUUGAUUAAUUACGAGAAAGAUCUCUGUGUCGCCUGUCUUCUCAUGGUCUUUUGUACUACUUCCAAUACUCUCUAUCAGAACAAAUUCGGGUUUUGGAAUUUUCGAGGUAGAUGACAAGAGACUUCA